GAUCAAUCGGCUAAACCCUGUGUGGGGAGAAUCUGAGGUUGUAGAACUGUCCGGCAGCCCCUUUCUACAAAAGUUUGAUGAUCGAUGCUCAGGAUAACCUCCAAGCUGCAAGCCCUGUGAGAUGAAGGCGCCUCUACACCAUGGGCCAAGGCUAUUCCCUCACGACCCUGUCCGCGGGUUCGGCUGGGAUCGAUGUUCCCGAGCUCUCGGAUCUGGUGUAUGAGAAGUCCAUGGGUGGUGGCAGAUUUAUGAAAAGCAUCCGAGCUCGGCAGCAUAAUGGACUGGUUUUUGUGAAGGUCAUUAUGAAGCCUUAUCCCAGCAUGAAGUUGGAGCCAUAUAUCAAGGCGAUCAUCCGGGAGCGUAAGCUACUGUCCGAGGUCCCGAAUGCCUUAAGUUAUCAGAGGAUCUUGGAAACCAGCACUGGAGGCUAUCUCGUUCGCCAAUACAUACACAGCUCUCUCUAUGACCGGAUGAGUACCCGGCCUUUUCCUGAAGAUAUUGAGAAAAAAUGGAUCGCCUUUCAGCUUCUCUGUGCACUAAGGGAUUGUCAUUCGAUAGAUGUCUUCCAUGGUGAUAUCAAGACGGAAAAUGUUCUGGUUACCUCGUGGAACUGGCUCUAUCUCUCCGACUUCUCGUCCUCUUUCAAGCCGACGUUCCUCCCGGAGGAUAACCCGGCGGAUUUCUCUUUCUACUUUGAUACUUCGGGACGUCGGACCUGCUAUCUAGCACCGGAAAGAUUCCUUGUGGCCGGUGAAGAACCAGGAAGUAGACAUGUCAACUGGGCUAUGGAUAUAUUUAGUGCCGGUUGCGUCAUCGCAGAGCUUUUCCUAGAGUCGCCGAUAUUCACUCUCAGCCAGAUCUACAAAUACCGCAAAGGGGAAUACAGUCCGGAACACAGCCAACUUGCCAAGAUUGAGGACCCAGAGAUUCGCGCCUUGAUUCUUCAUAUGAUUCAGCUCGAACCAGAGUCCCGAUACUCGGCAGAUGAAUAUCUUAAUUUCUGGAAGAACAAGGCGUUCCCGGACUAUUUCUACAGCUUUCUGCAUCAGUAUAUGUCACUCAUGACUGACCCGUCGUCGGGUAGAGCGCAGGUUGAAGCCGAGUCAGCAAAUAGAGGAGAGGCCGACGAGAGAAUUGAACGCGUCUUUUAUGAUUUCGAUAAGAUAUCCUACUUUUUGGGGGCUUCACCUAAGGCCACGAAGGACGGGUCGAGUCGCACGACGUCGAGGCUCACCGGUAAUACUUUCCCCGUUCAGCUGGACCUGCCUCAGUAUGGACAACCAACACCGAAGUCUCCGUCCCAACCGGACGAUGGCGUGUUGAUAUUCUUAACGCUUGUUGUCUCCAAUUUGCGCAAUACGUCCAAAUCACUUGCCCGGGUCAAAGCUUGCGACAUCCUCCUUGCUUUCGCUGAGAGGCUGUCGGAUGAAGCCAAAUUGGAUCGCGUUCUCCCGUACAUCAUGAUACUUCUCAACGACCGCGCAGAUUCGGUGAAGGUCGCUGCAAUCCGUGCUCUUGCCCAGCUCUUGGAAAUGGUCCAUGUGGUCUCUCCGGUCAAUGCCUAUUUGUUUUCCGAAUACAUCUUCCCGAGACUGCAACCGUUCGUUCCUAGCGCCAAUUCAAAGCCAAGCCCGUUGGUCCGGGCUGCAUACGCAUCUUGCAUUGCAUCUCUAGCACAAUCCUCGCUGAGGUUUCUGGACAUGAUCCAGGCUCUGCGUUCUGACACUCGUUUACCAGCUCUGAUACCGGCUGGGUCCGAACCCAGAUGGACGGAGGAUGCUACAUAUCAUAAUCUCUACGACGUCGCCAGAGUCGACCUGCUUGAGUACUUCGAGAAUCAUACCAAAUCCCUUUUGACCGACAGCGAUGCUUCAGUUCGUCGCGCUUUUCUGGGCUCAGUAUCCGACCUCUGCGUGUUCUUCGGUAAUCUCAAGACCAGUGAGGUCGUACUAAGUCAUCUAAACACCUAUUUGAAUGAUAGGAACUGGAUCCUGAAGUGCGCUUUUUUUGAGGCCGUCAUUGGCGUUGCGACCUAUGUCGGAAGUACAAGCCUGGAGCAGUACAUUCUGCCGUUGAUGGUUCAAUCGAUGACAGAUCCGGAGGAGUUUGUCGUCGAAAGAGUCCUUCGAUCGCUGGCCGCGAUGGCGGAUCUUGGCCUUUUCCAGCGAUCGACAACAUGGGAUCUUCUUCACAUCACUGUCCGCUUUUUGGUUCAUCCAAACGCUUGGAUCCGCGAGGCAGCUGUCCAUCUCGUUGUUAAUUCAACCAAAUUCCUUUCUGUGGCCGAUAAAUAUUCCAUCCUCACCCCUCUUGUGCGGCCCUUCGUUAUAGCUGAGGUAUUCAGUUUCUCAGAAGGAGAAAUGCUCGACGCACUCAAGAAGCCACUUUCAAGGAGCGUAUACGAUCUGGCAUUUGUUUGGGUAUCAAAGACUGAGAAGGGCAUAUUUUGGAAAGCAGCAAGCCGUGAUGGAAUUUUCACGUUGAAUGGGACCGACAGUGCUCUCUCCAAAGUGGGACACAAGAUUUCGAGUCAUCCAAGCCUGCAGCCAAGGAAUGAGGAGGAUGAGCAGUGGAUCACUCGGCUCAGGAAUAUGGGUAUGAGCGCCGAUGACGAGCCCAAACUUCUUGCCCUCCGAGAGUACAUUUGGAGAUUGUCAAUGCGUCAAUCAAAGGACUCGGAAAAUGUAACCUCUCCUUUGAAUGACGUUAUUGUACUCACGCAGCAUGGGGUAACUCCUCAGACUGUUCUCUUUGACAAAACCCAGAACGUCAAACCCCGCAGAAGCUCUUUGGGGAAGCCUGAAACUGACCGCACGGACGAGCGAAAGCCACACACCAUCACAGAUGCUUUACUCGAUGCUUCAACUACCAUCGACAAUAGACCUGACUCCCGCCGAAGGCAUAUGCGCUCGAGGAGUCAGAGGGAAACGGGGGCCGGUCUGUCGAUUCCACGACCGAGUGCUCUAGACAAUCUCCGAGCAGAGAACUCACCUGUAUCCUCACCGAUAGCAUCGUCACCCGGUGCCACCCCAGGAUCCCGGCCCUUGUCCCCUCCUAGUUCAGAUGCUGGGCGUAGGGGCUCAGGAGGCAGGGAGAGCCCUGGACAGGACAGUUCAUCGACGCCUACCGAUGCGGAGAAUCCUGCCAUCAAGAAGCUGACCGACGGUGUACAAAGGAAAUCCAGCGCUAUGAGUUUACUGAACCGCAAGGAUUCCGCCAAGGCAUAUGCAGAAACCAGCACGAGCUCCACGAACGCCUUUGGCAAAGUCGACGUACCAUCGCAGCGGAUAGAGAUACCACCAUCCCCGUCCCCUGCCCCGCAUGACAGGAAAGGAGCUGAGCACGAGUCUCCUAAAUUCCAUGCCAAUCACUCAUAUGCAGGCGACGAUCCUGUUGUUCUCAAGCUGCUAGACUCUGUCUUCGCGGAAAACUACCCUACCGACUUCUUUGAUCUUGGACCCUAUGUCAAAGAGGUAGACACCAAACGACCGAUCAUGAAAGCCAACGGGCAUGAACCUGACAAGGUCUGGAAACCGACGGGGGGGCUUGUUGCUGUUUUCGGGGAGCACAGCGGGCCUGUCAACCGCGUGGUGGUGGCACCAGACCAUGCUUUCUUCGUUACUGCCGCGGACGACGGCACCGUUAAGAUCUGGGACACCACCCGGCUAGAAAAGAACCUCACUCCGAGAUCGCGUCAGACAUACCGGCAUUCCACGGAAGCGAAAGUGAAGGCCUUGGCCUUCGUUGAGAAUACUCACACAUUCGUCAGCGGCGCCAAUGAUGGUAGCAUCCAUGCAGUGAAAGUGGAUUAUCACAGCAAUAACGGUACUGUUCGAUACGGGAAGCUUCAACUUGUGCGCGAAUAUCAGUUACCAACAGCUGAAGACGGGACCGUCGAGUAUCCUGUCUGGAUGGAGCAUUUCCGUGUGGAAGCCCAAUCCACGCUUCUCAUUGCAACCAACACCUGCCGUAUCCUAGCACUCGACAUGAAGACCAUGCUUCCGGUCUACUCCCUACAGAACCCAGUCCACCACGGAACCCCAACGACCUUCUGCUGUGACCGAAAGCACAAUUGGCUACUGGUCGGCACCACCCACGGCAUCCUCGACCUCUGGGAUCUCCGCUUCCGGGUGCGGCUCAAAGCCUGGGGCCUUUCAGGGUCCGGUGCUAUUCACAGACUCCAAGUUCAUCCCACCAAGGGGCGUGGACGAUGGGUCUGUGUCUCCAGCAGCGGCACUCACGGCAACGAAAUCACCGUCUGGGACAUCGAAAAAGUCCGCUGCAGAGAGGUAUACCGAGCUGACUCGCCGGGCGUCAACAAUCCAACCCCCACCGCCGGACAACCCAGCCCCGGUCCCGACAGCACCAAACCCAGACCCGGGUUCCCAAGCACCCGCGAUUACGAAGCCUGGCACGUCGAAGGCAGCCGACCAGAAGGGAUGCUCAGCCGCUUCGCAAUGGAGGGACUGGCCUCCUCACCGACCGAUCACCCAUCUGGGCCGUCCCCCACAGGCACGAUCUGCACCUUCGCCGUGGGUUUCGACUCACCCGACGACGGUCGCGACAACAGCACACGAUGCGGUUUCAUAGUGUCCGGUGGCUGCGAUCGGAAAAUCCGCUUCUGGGACCUGGCGCGACCGGAACUCACCACGAUUGUCAGCGGCUUGGACGUCGUAUCAGAUGGCGGCGCAACCGGCAAGCCGCGAUACGAACUCUCUCAGCCCGGCCCAUCCCUCCUCAUCGCGACGGAGCACAUACCGACCUCCUCAGUGCCCGUGACGAACGGCAAGCGGGGCGCCAAAAAGGGCGGAACUGGUCGUCUGCCCCGGAGCACGGUGAUCAGUCUACAGCAGCAGCAGUUACUGAAGAGUCACCUCGACUUCAUCCAGGAUGUGGCGUUGCUUCGAAGCCCCUAUGGAAUGAUAGUGAGUGUUGACCGGGCGGGAAUGGUUUAUGUUUUCCAGUGAUCUCGAUAGCAUCCAUGUACAGGUAUCGCGAUGGCUAUCUGAUAGAUCUAAUUCAAAACGUUGCGUUUACCGGAGUACUCCGUAUGGAUGUAUGUACUGUGGAUGACUGACAACUUGACCUGUCGAAUUACUGAGACAGGUACAAAGAAACUAGAAAGAUACAAGCUCCGCCCAAGCAUCCGG
This is a messenger RNA of Aspergillus ibericus CBS 121593, 5150 nucleotides long. RefSeq names its product ubiquitin-binding serine/threonine protein kinase VPS15. Lineage: Eukaryota; Fungi; Ascomycota; Eurotiomycetes; Eurotiales; Aspergillaceae. Gene Ontology annotation, cellular component: phosphatidylinositol 3-kinase complex, class III, type II; phosphatidylinositol 3-kinase complex, class III, type I; late endosome. The coding region runs from base 141 to 4967 and encodes 1608 amino acids. Gene Ontology annotation, molecular function: protein binding; protein serine/threonine kinase activity; ATP binding. Gene Ontology annotation, biological process: late endosome to vacuole transport; protein phosphorylation; macroautophagy. The transcript is spliced from 3 exons. The record is from RefSeq and is a predicted model, not a curated record.